GGCCGGGGAGUCAGGGAAGUAAGAGAAUUCCGGCGCUCGGUUUUUAUUGGGAGGCUCCCAACAAGGAAGCAGUACUGGCUCAUAGUCCAGCACUGAGCAGCACCAGCUGGAGACAGCGGACCCCGAACAGGACAGCUGCUGGGGUACCAGAGGACCCAAGAUUCUCCCACCAGGCGUUCACAGGAACAAUGGGUAACCAAAUGAGUGUCCCACAAAGAAAUGAAGACCAAGAGAAUGAACCAGAAGCAGGCACUUACAAGGUGACAUCAGACGGCGAGUGUGGCCAGAAUGGGAUGCCAGUGAUCGUAUCUACCCAUGUGGUCCAACAUUAUGAUGAAGUGGAUUUAGGAAUAAGCAUCCCGGAGGAGAAGGCGGCCACUGCGUCCCCCGAGGCCAUGGAGACCAGCGCCGGCGGAAAGUCUCUUGGGAAGAAAGCCAAACCCGAGGCACCAGCUGUGAAAUCGCGUUUCUUCUUGACCCUCUCUCGGCCUGUACCAGGACGUCCCGGGGACCAAGGCACAGAUUCAUGGGCUGCACCGGGGAGGCUUGACGUCAGUCCCAGCGCAGAGCCUGCAAACAAAGACCCGAGUGAACGCGCGGCCCUUCCAGACGCAGAUGCCCCCGGGCCGGCUCCAGAUAAAACCCCCGCGCGCACUCCAGGCAAGGACCAGGUUCUCUCAGCCACCUGGCCCCCAGCACCUCUGCCCCCCGAGUCAGGGGCAGCAGCCCCCUCCAGGUCCAAGGACUCCAGUUUUCUUGACAAAUUCUUCAAACUGGACAGGGGAGAGGGAAAGGCAACAGGUGACAGCGAGGGGGCAUCAGCCGAUGCGCCAUCGGGGCAGUCCCGUGGUGUCCCUGGAGCAGAGGACACAGUCGACAGCGAGGGAAGAGAAGACAUCGAAACGCUGAGCUCCUUGGUCCCUGGGGACUCAGAGAAGCUGGGGCUGUCAAAGGAGGGUGCCCAGGAGACAGACCUAACCGAAAAGAACAAUCCCAUCAUGAGCUUCUUCAAGACUCUAGUUUCACCUAACAAAGCUGAAACGAAAAAGGCCUCAGAAGCCGGGGCAUCUAAAGCGGACAGUGUCUGUGAUGGACCAGCUGGUCAGAAGAUGGCCGAGGUGCCCACUAAAGGCAAGAAAAAGCACGUGGACAGCCCCAGGAUAGGACUCGCCUUUAGAAAGAUGUUUAGGCGUAAGGGUGCUGAAAACUCACCCACUACUUCAGCCAAUCUCCAGACAGACAAAGGCAACGUCAUACCCCAGGAGACUCAAGGAGCAUCCAAGAGUCCUAAAGGCUGCAGCCCACCAGGUCAUGUGCCGCUGGUGACAGCUGGUGACUCAGCAAAGGACAGUGGCAAGGAGAAGUCAGGGCCCACCUCACUGCCUCUGGGGAAACUGUUCUGGAAAAAGUCAGUAAAAGAGGAUUCGGUUUCCACAGGUGCAGAAGAGAACGCAGUGUGUGACUCGCCAGUAAAGACUGUACAGGGCGAGGAAGUUGAGUCCACCUUAGAGACCGUGGAUCUCAGUGAAGAUGCUCCACCCGAGCCCACGGACGCAAAGCCCAAGGAGGACGGCAAAGCGCGGCGAACCCCCUUGAUGGCGCUGCUCAGACAAAUGUCAGUGAAAGGGAAUGGAGGGAUCAGCCACUCAGAAGAACUAAACGGAAAAGACUCCAGCGACCAAACAUCCAACUCCCCGGAGAAGACCGCCACACCCCCAGAGCCCGAGCCCAGGGGAACAGCCCAGAAGAGCAAGGAGGGCUCCUCGAAGGACAAGAGGUCAGUGGCCGACAGCAGCAAGCAGAAAAGCAGCAAGCAGGAAGCCAGAGAGUCGGCCCAGGGUGCGCCGCCGCCCACCGGGGAGGCCAACUCGCUGCAGAACGGGGACAAGUCCCUCAAGAGACCUGAGAAGAGGCAGCCCCUCGGGGCGUUCCUUAAGGGCCUGGGACCAAAGCGCAUGGCAGAUGCUCAGGUGCAAACAGAUCCCGUCUCCAUCGGACCUGUUGGAAAAUCCAAGUAAACCAAUCACCACGGUCCCUACAGGUCCUCCAAGACGCUUCCUCCGCCCCGUCUCCUGUCCAAACACACCUAUGUUGUAUAUAUUUGCUCUUCUCUUGGCCACCAAGGGAAAUUCUGCCUCCCAAUGCAGGCGACCUGUUGUAGAUCCAGGUGUAUUAUUUACGUUUCUGACCCAGUCGUUCCUGUCCACUGAGAGUAAAAACUGGGUUAUCAGGUUAACCAGGCAGGGAGGAGGCAGAGGAAUGCGUCUGGGUUAAGUUUUUAAAAGCAUGGUCAUGAUGAGUUAGUUGGGGGGGGGGCGGGAAAUGCCUGUGAGGAGGAAAAGAAAUCAGCUGUGUAGCAAACUAUGCUCACCCUGUAAGCUUGAAGGGGGCGGGGAAAACCCGUUUGUUUACAUCCAACACUUUAAAGGGAGGAGAUCUGAGGCAGCUUGGGGUUGGGCGGUUGCCAAUUUCCUGGAAUGGAAUGAUGUGUGGGGUAUAAAGAGGAAUGAGUUAAGAGUUCGUUGUUCUUUUUUUUUUUUUUUUUAAAUAGGGACUUGAAAGCCAUGGGUGAGGGGACAAUGAGUGGAUGGAGAGGAGUCGAGAUGAUUUGGGAGAACAAUUAUUUUUGACGCUGUGGAGGGCAAAGGGGGCUAUAACUUUAAAAAAGAAAAAAGUAAAAUAAAAUAAAGCUGCAAGUUUACUUUGAACACCAGGGGGCGCUAAGGCCUCCGUUUUUGCCCUGCAUCCUGCUGUAUCCCUAACAAAGAUUUGGUCUCCGCAAUUUUACAUUAUUAAUUUUUCUCAGAUGGCUGAGGGGCUUGCUUCAUCUGUUCUGUCUGACACGUAUCUCAAGUCUGUCUGUAAUUUCCUAAUGUUCUCAGGAUGUGCUCUGAUAAAACCCUCCCCGUAACCCCUGUUAAUAAAAAUUUACAAAUUAUUCAAAUA
Molecule: messenger RNA, 2946 nt
Organism: Jaculus jaculus (lesser Egyptian jerboa)
Lineage: Eukaryota; Metazoa; Chordata; Mammalia; Rodentia; Dipodidae
Gene: Bcas1
Product: brain enriched myelin associated protein 1
Exons: 14
Coding region: 189-2018 (609 amino acids)
Biological process (GO): myelination
Source: RefSeq, a predicted model, not a curated record